AUGCGUCUGCAAACGGCGGCGGACGAGAUCCGCUGCAAGACCUUCCCUAUGUUCCUGAAGGGGAAGGCCCGGCUCUGGUUCCAAGGCCUGGCACCGGGAUCCAUCCGAAAUUUCCCCGAACUGGCCAGGCAAUUUGUUGCCCAGUUCGUCCCUUCCAAGACUUAUUCGAAGAACGCGACUCACCUGAUGACAAUCAGGCAAAGGCCUGACAAGUCGUUGAGGAAUUUCAUGACCCGUUUCAACGCGGAGAGCUUACAGAUCAGGGACAAGGACGAAAAGGUAGUCAUGGCCGCCUUCAUGAACGGGCUCAGGGUAGAAGAGCUUUACUACAUGCUGGUAGAGAAGCCUCCCGGGGACCUGGAGGAGCUCUUGACCCCGGCGCACGCGGCCGCCAACGCGGAGGAGGCGACUCGCCUGAAGAGAGAGUCAGAUCGAGAGCUCGGAGAACGGAAAGGACGGGGAAACCCCCCCCGAGAACAAGGAUGGCCUGGCCAAGAAGAACGUCUUUGA
This is a messenger RNA of Coffea eugenioides, 510 nucleotides long. RefSeq lists its product as uncharacterized. Lineage: Eukaryota; Viridiplantae; Streptophyta; Magnoliopsida; Gentianales; Rubiaceae. The record is from RefSeq and is a predicted model, not a curated record. The coding region runs from base 1 to 510 and encodes 169 amino acids. The transcript has a single exon.